AUGUCGACAUCCACAGAUCCGACUGUGCCGCUCCCGACUGAGACAGAGAAAGACCGCAAGGACAGGGACGAUGAUGACGAUGACGACGUGAGCUCAACUGCACCUGCUCCAACUCCAACGCCGCCAACACCGGGUCCUCCUGGGAGACCAUCACCGGCCGAUGCAUCACAAUCUUCACAAACCUCUCUUCCUUCUUCAACCUCGACGCAAGCCUCUGCUUCAGCGCCCGCAGUUCUAGAAUCCGGAAAUGGCGGUCUGGGCGUUGGCGCGAGCGCUGGUAUCGGCGCAGCAGUCGCCGUUGCUGUCAUACUACUUCUACUAGGCGGCUGGUUUUGCGUGCGUCGAAGGCGAGCUGGAAUACGCCGGAAGAGCACCCUGUCACAAAGUUCGUACGACUUGGAGAAUGCGACAAAGGGGAGCGAAUGUGGAGCCCUCGGGCCAGCGGAGAUGGAGGCUGGGUGUAAUAGCGAGAAGAGCGCUUCUGAACUCGCCAGUCCUGUUGUUCCCGUGGAGGCCGUUGGUGACCGUCGACUCUUUGCUGCAGAAUUACCAGGUUCCGAAGUCCUUCCAAACGACGAAAAGAAAGGCACUGGGGAGCGGCUCUUCCCGGACUCGCCAAUCGAUGACGAAGACGACCAGUACCACGUCGAUUCGAAGAGUAUCGAGGAUAAGAAAGCGUCGUGUUGA
Messenger RNA from Alternaria ethzedia, 687 nucleotides. RefSeq lists its product as uncharacterized. The record is from RefSeq and is a predicted model, not a curated record. Bases 1 to 687 code for a protein of 228 amino acids. Lineage: Eukaryota; Fungi; Ascomycota; Dothideomycetes; Pleosporales; Pleosporaceae. The transcript has a single exon.